CCGAAUUAAGGCAUUAAGGCACCCGCUGGUAGUCGCUGGUGACCUCAAGAGUUGGUUGGCGUUGGUGAGGAUCGUGUGUAGCUGAGUGAAGACUAGUGAUCAAACAGCAGCAAGAUGGUGUGGUGUUUAGUUAAGAAUCAGAUAUGCUGGGCGUUGGUGGCGUUAAUGGUGGCACAGUGCGUCGUAGGACCCUGCGAGGCGAAAAAGUGUGGUGUGAUAUGUCGUGUGCGUGAUCCACUGACGAUCGGUAACAGUCAAAUGCUGAAAGAGUGCUUGUACGAGGUGUAUCCGGUCGAGAGCACUCAGAACACGGACGGUAGCGGGUUCAGCAUGCACACGGUUGAUGAUCGCCGGAAUCGCUUGUUCUCGCUGUACGGUGGUCCGAGCUCGUGCGAGUACUUCGGCACCAUGAUCCAGACGGCGAAGGGACGCGACACACUGGUCGAGACGAUCCGCCGGCAGUUGCAGAAGAGCGGGUUCAAGGGAUUGGAUCUGCAGUGCGAUCCGGUGCAGGCCCGAGUCACACAGCAGGCGUACGCGGAGUUCAUGGAGCAGUUGCGCAGCUACCUGGGCAACACCUACGUGAUCAUGGUGACGUUGAGCAGCUGCCAGCUGGAAUCGGGACUGGUGAAAACGCUCAACCAUGUAGCCGACUUUGUCACGAUCAAUCAUGGCGGACAGCCUUCCAUGUUGACGAACGCACUGAUGUACGGUUUGGCCAGACAUCGUGUACUGUUGGCGACGCCCUAUCCAACCACCAUCAGCUGUCCGCUGAACAACGAUUACUCGCUGAACGAGAUGUUGAGUCAGGUCGAGCAGCACAACCUGUUCGGAGCGGUCGUUCAGCUGGAUCGUGACGACGUGAACAAUGUGUGCGGAGAAGGUCCUUUCCCGGUGUUCCGCAAGGUGUUGGAUCGUCUGUGCUCGAAUGCCGAAUGCAACUUUAGCGGGUUCGUACGAGAUACACGCGACUGUGGUCAGUACUACAGCUGUGAUAAUGGAUGCAAAACGACACACCAUUGCCCAGUCGGACACUCGUUCGAUCUGUGUAAGAGCAGUUGUGAACCAUUCCUGAAGGUGGACUGCAACAGCACGACGUGCUCGGUGAGCGGAGGACUGCCGAAUGGAUUCGUACCGAUCCCCUACCCAGUACCGUUCCCGAUCGCAAACCUUAACUGUUCGAUCUUUGACAACGGUGGCGGCAACAACGGUGGCGGCAACAACGGUGGCGGCAACAAUGGUGGCGGCAAUAAUCAAACGUCCGACUGUUGCUGUGAUGUGCUGCGGAACAUAACGCUCAUACUAACCGGUACUGCUGAUUUUAAUGAGUUGGAAAAGUUACUCUUUCAAAUUAAGGCAGACGGUACGAUUGGCGUGUUACGGGAGGCAUUGGUGAACGUGACGCCACUGCUCGCCAACUUUGUGGAAGCACUGAACAAUCUGCUGUCGCUGGUGCUGAACGGGCAGCAAGCGAUGAACAACACGAUGGGCGGGUUGAACCAAAUGGGGGAGAAAACCAACCUGAUCAAGGCACUGCUCGAUGCAAUCGCGAAUAUUGUGAACAAUGUUGUGAGCUUGCUGGGUGGUAGUGGUGGUGGUGGUGGUCUUACAGGUGGUCUUGCAGGUGGUCUUCUCGGAGGACUUACCGGCGGUUUGGGAGGGUCCGCGUCUGGUGUCGCAUCAGUUCCAGGAGUAGCUACUGCUACAGGAAUGCUAAGCGGUGGCCUGGGGAUAUAGGAGGGACCAGCAACCAUCUAACUAGUUUUUAGCAACUCGACUCAAAAACAUCGUAGUGCUUCACUCCACUAUGUCUGUUGACUUCUUCCCCCAAAACCUUUUCUGUUAAAUAAAAGCUCUUUAACACUA
Molecule: messenger RNA, 1866 nt
Organism: Anopheles stephensi (Asian malaria mosquito)
Lineage: Eukaryota; Metazoa; Arthropoda; Insecta; Diptera; Culicidae
Exons: 3
Coding region: 115-1737 (540 amino acids)
Cellular component (GO): extracellular region
Molecular function (GO): chitin binding
Source: RefSeq, a predicted model, not a curated record